CGGCCAUCAUUGAUUGAUUCGGCCACGCCGUUUGCGGAAGAAAGUUUCUAACUGCAGCUUCUCAAAUUUCAAGAUGGUCGCCUGAGCUAUUUAAGUGAGAUUUCACCUUACCCGGUUCUGAGGUGUUUUUUUUAAACCUGGAUGUGACGCAUAAAGGACCCGACGGAAAUAGAACUGAAGGCGUUCUAAAAUGGCGAACCGCACGGUGAAGGAUGCCCACAGCAUCCACGGCACCAACCCUCAGUACCUGGUGGAGAAGAUCAUUCGGACUCGAAUCUAUGAGUCUAAGUACUGGAAGGAGGAGUGCUUUGGACUUACGGCUGAACUUGUAGUCGAUAAAGCCAUGGAGUUAAGGUUUGUGGGUGGUGUCUAUGGUGGCAAUAUAAAGCCAACUCCCUUUCUGUGUUUGACUUUGAAGAUGCUUCAGAUUCAACCGGAGAAGGAUAUCAUUGUUGAGUUUAUAAAAAAUGAAGAUUUCAAGUAUGUCCGCAUGUUGGGAGCACUUUACAUGAGGCUGACAGGCACUGCAAUUGAUUGCUACAAGUACUUGGAGCCUCUGUACAACGACUAUAGAAAAAUUAAGAGCCAGAACCGAAAUGGGGAGUUUGAACUGAUGCACGUAGAUGAGUUCAUUGAUGAACUACUGCAUAGUGAGAGAGUCUGUGAUAUCAUUCUGCCCCGACUACAGAAACGCUAUGUGCUAGAGGAAGCUGAGCAGUUGGAGCCUCGGGUUAGCGCUCUAGAAGAGGACAUGGAUGAUGUCGAGUCCAGUGAAGAGGAGGAAGAAGAGGAUGAGAAGUUGGAGAGAGUACCAUCACCUGAUCACCGCCGGAGAAGCUACCGGGACUUGGAUAAGCCCCGUCGCUCUCCCACACUGCGCUACAGGAGAAGUAGGAGCAGGUCUCCCAGGAGGCGGAGUCGGUCUCCCAAAAGGAGGAGUCAUUUCCACAGCCCCUCCCCUCGUCGAGAGAGGCAUCGGAGCAAGAGUCCAAGACGUCACCGCAGCAGGUCCCGAGAUAGACGGCACAGAUCCCGCUCCAAGUCCCCAGGUCAUCACCGUAGUCAUAGACACAGGAGCCACUCAAAAUCUCCUGAAAGAUCUAAGAAAAGCCACAAGAAGAGCCGGAGAGGGAAUGAGUGAUGGACUCAGUUUGGGUUUAGUCCAUAUGGCCUCCUGCUGCAGAUAUGAAGUCAUCUCUCUAAGUGGAAGGAUUAAUAUCUACUCCCAAGGCAGCUAUGAGAAUAUUUUAGGGUGUUUUGUUUUUUUUAAAACCUAAAAGAAGUUUCUCCACUUUUUAUUUUAAAAAAAGAGGUGCUGAGUUUUAUAUAUUUUUUUGAAUCCUAAUCCAUGUUUGAGGGGUAACGCUUCCCAAGGGCUGCUUUUGAACCCCUUGUACAACCAACGUUGAGGAUUUGAGGGGUGGAGAGUAUGAAUGACAAGCAGAGGAUAUGGCCACCUAGUGCUUCUUUUGUUACUAAAUUUAACACACCCAUUUUCCAUCUAUCUGGUUUAGUUUUUUGUUUGCUCCCUGAUUGGAACUGUUCUGAGAAUCUUAAGAUUUUUUCUCCUGCUGUUAAUCAAAGAUCAAGUCAGUAAAACAGCACCAACUUUCCCCCCCAGCAGUAGCAAGUGAUAAUAAACAUGAAAACUGCUAGUCAGUUUUGUAAGGAAAUGUAGUAGUAAGGCUUCUGAAUCACUUAAUCCAGUUAUACUGCACAGUUCAACAAACAGUAAAAUUUAACACCUUUUAUACAGCAUUCUUACAUAGUGUUUUCUUUUUCCACACAAGCCUUGAAUUUCAGGUUAAGAUGCUCAGCCUUUAUUCUACAGGAAUUCACAUUAUCCAAGUCUGGUCAGUAGCAGUAGGGCAACAAGAUGGAAAAGUUUGAUGGAGAGAAAAGUAAUACUUAGGGUUUUGACCUGAAAUGGACAAGAGUGCCAUUCACAAAGCCAGAAAAUAUAGCAGGAAGAGAUCAGGUUCUACAAGGGUAGGUAGCAAGAGUUGUAGUAGUGAAAAUGAUGUAUUCAGUUUAACUUGAGACAGCUGUGGUAUAUCUAGACAAAUCCCAGAAAGUUGGAAAUAAGAACUGGAGCUGAACAUACUGAUCUAGCCCUGAACUGAGGAUGUUUGAGUAAUUUUGGAUGCCUAGAAUUAAACAUAUUGACCCCAGGCAGUGUGUGUAUAAUGUAGGAAAAGCCAAAAACAGAAUUAUAAGCAACAGCAGCACUGGUGAGAGGAAGAAGUACAACCAUGGGUUGAAAACUGAAAUGAACCAUUCAGAAAGAAUUAGAAGAGGUCUAAUGACACAGAAGCAAAGUAAGGACUGAAAAAUGUUUAUGGGAAUUGAUAAGAGAAUGUUGGGAUCUUUGCUAGAAAAGUUCCAUUUACCUAUACUUACCUUUCCUCCUUUAAAAAUGGAAAAAUGAUUGAAUGACUUCCUGCAGCUCUAAUCCCAGCAAGAAUUGUGAAUACCAACUGCCUCACUGGAUGGAUCCAGUUUCUUGGAAAGCCAUAUCUGGUCAUAGGAUUCACAUUCUAUUGCUUGCUAUUGAACUGAAGGAUUAUUGCAGCAGUAUUAAAAGUAUUUGGGCAUCAUAUUUAUGAUUUCAAAUUCUUCAGUGAUUCUUCUCUGAAAAUACUUCAGCUAGCUAGUAAGAAUUGUCCGUCAGAGCUCUUUUGGUUUAUCAUACCACUAUACAUAAGACUGCCUUUAAAAAUUAAAUACAAGCACCUCUUUUUACCUCUGUUUUAGAGUCCUAACAGUUAUUUCUUACCAUUGAUGAUCUAGGCAGAAAGAACCAUCUUUUGGCUGAAUAACCUAUGGACCAACCAACUCAUUAUCCAGUAUAUUAUUAAAAUAAAAUAUUUAAAGUACACUUUAAAAUAAAAAUGUAGCCUGGCCUGUAUGGCUCAGUGG
Molecule: messenger RNA, 2919 nt
Organism: Molossus molossus (Pallas's mastiff bat)
Lineage: Eukaryota; Metazoa; Chordata; Mammalia; Chiroptera; Molossidae
Gene: PRPF38A
Product: pre-mRNA processing factor 38A
Exons: 10
Coding region: 191-1141 (316 amino acids)
Cellular component (GO): precatalytic spliceosome
Source: RefSeq, a predicted model, not a curated record